This is a messenger RNA of Rhodamnia argentea, 2146 nucleotides long. Its product is annotated as probable serine/threonine-protein kinase At1g01540. The record is from RefSeq and is a predicted model, not a curated record. Gene Ontology annotation, biological process: protein phosphorylation. Bases 271 to 1755 code for a protein of 494 amino acids. The transcript has 7 exons. NCBI's taxonomy places the organism in Eukaryota, Viridiplantae, Streptophyta, Magnoliopsida, Myrtales, Myrtaceae. Gene Ontology annotation, molecular function: ATP binding; protein kinase activity.
UAGCAGAGUUUCGACGGAGAAGCUAGUGCAGGACAAUUCCAAAAGGUCCCAUCAAUGCCAGCUUGCUCACUUUCUCCUACUUCCCCUCUCUCUCUUUAUCGUUUCGUCUCGCUCACUCUCCUUCCGAAACUCUCUCUCUCUCUCUCUCUCCCAUGCAGUCUCCUCCUCCUCCUCUGUUCUUGAACCCGACCCGCUUAGCGCCGUCGCGCUCUGACUCUCACGCUCCCGUGUGACCGCGGAGAGGCGAGGACCACCCGCCAAGCUCGACACAUGAGCGACCAGCUCUCCAAGGCCACCUCGGUCUUCGGGCUCAACCUAUGGGUCGUGGUCGGCAUCUGCGUCGGCGUCGCCAUCGUCCUCCUCCUCUUCUUCAUCUCCCUCUGGCUCACCUCCCGGAAACCAAGAACCGCCCGCCCGCAGCACAACAUCCAUAGCUCCAUCCCUGUCGUGUCCAAGGAGAUCCAAGAGAUCCAAAUCCAGCACUCCCAGGUCCAGCCCGACCCGUUUCCCGACCCGGACCCGAUGCCCGAGGAGGAGGGCCUUAUUGGGUUCAACCGGAUUCACAUUGAGAUCGGCAAGGACCACAGGAUAUCGUACCCGGAGAGGUGCUACGGGUCGUCCUCACACGGGAGUGGUGGGGAAGGCGUCCCGAGGAGUGGCGAUCAGGUGGCUGCGGUCGUGCCGGAGGUCUCGCACUUGGGUUGGGGACAUUGGUACACUCUCAGAGAGCUCAAGGACUGUACCAACGAGUUCGCUGAUGAAAAUGUGAUAGGUGAAGGAGGGUAUGGGAUUGUGUACUAUGGUCUUUUGGAGGACAACACUCAGGUUGCUGUCAAGAACUUGCUUAAUAACAGGGGGCAAGCUGAGAAGGAGUUCAAAGUCGAAGUUGAAGCCAUCGGGCGUGUUCGGCAUAAGAACUUAGUCAGGUUGCUUGGCUACUGUGCUGAAGGCGCUCAUAGGAUGCUUGUGUAUGAGUAUGUCAACAAUGGGAAUUUAGAGCAGUGGCUACACGGGGAUGUCGGUCCUUGUAGUCCUUUGACUUGGGAGAUACGGAUGAAAAUCAUCUUGGGAACUGCCAAAGGGUUGACUUACCUUCACGAGGGCCUUGAACCGAAAGUGGUACACCGUGAUAUUAAAUCGAGUAAUAUAUUACUUGACAAGCAGUGGAAUUCUAAAGUCUCGGACUUUGGCCUUGCCAAGCUGCUUUGUUCAGAUAAUAGCUAUAUCACUACUCGUGUGAUGGGAACAUUCGGCUAUGUAGCCCCUGAAUACGCGAGUACGGGCAUGCUCAAUGAAAGAAGUGAUGUAUACAGUUUCGGUAUUCUGAUCAUGGAGAUAAUUUCUGGGAGAAACCCUGUUGAUUAUAGCCGCCCUCCGGAAGAGGUGAAUUUAGUUGAUUGGCUCAAGAAGAUGGUUACUGACAAAAACCCAGAGGGAGUAUUGGACCCCAAGUUGCCUGAGAAGCCUACUUCAAGGGCAUUGAAGCGGGUACUUCUCGUUGCUCUAAAAUGUGUCGACCCUACUGCACAGAAGCGCCCAAAGAUGGGCCACGUCGUACACAUGCUUGAAGCUGAGGAGUCUCCUUUCAAAGAUGAUCGUAGAGCUGGAAGGGACGUGGGACGUGCUAAUGGCGAAAGGUCGCAGGUCGGGUCGAAAGAGACUAAAGUGACAGAAACAGGUGGCAGUGACCGAGAAAACGUAACUUCUGUUAAUGAGGCGCCUAGACAUCAAGAAACCGAAGAGCAGAACCUGUAAAUUCCAAUGUCCUUCCAGAGAAAAAUUCUUGCGGUUAAUAUAAUAAUGCUUCAUUCAGAAGAUGUCAUUCUUUAGCGGUGGCGGGCUUUCAGAUAAGUUCAUUUACAAUUGCGUUUCAAUCCAUUCUGUUUCAUAUGGUCGAUUUUCUUGCAAGUCCCUUCCGAUCAAAGCUAUCAUACUAGCUUCAGCAUGUAUUAUAUAUACAUUGUAGCCGAGCUUGAUUAAAUUUUUCCUUCUCGUGUAAUAUGUAUUUGAAUACUACCCCUGUGGCGAUUGCUGUUGCUGCAGAGGAUUACCUGCAACUGUCUUGAGCUUGAGAGAAUGUCUUGUAGAUGACUAUUACAAUGGUGAAACAGUACCCAAAAGAACAGAGGAGGGACCGAGUUUUCAA